AUGUCGUCCCCGAAUGAAUAUAUCCCUGCAAAAUGGCACAACAUACACAGUCCGUCCAGUUCGACCCACCUGAUUGACCCACCAGAGACAUCAGCACAUCCAUCUCCCCCAGUUAUUCUUAAUUCUCACCCAUCUCCACAUACGCUUCUCUCCAUCUGCACCAGCCCCCAUAUCAGGAGCCAACGAAGCCCAUUGGGUAGACAUCUCCCAGACAUGAACAAUCUGAUAAUUCCAAUGCCAUCUCCUAAGGAAGAUAUCCAUGCGAAAUGCCAAGAGAUCCACAGUCCAUCUUGUGGAACACGCCUGGUUGAUCUACCAGACCUGUGGCUCCCACAGGAGAUCGUACGUUAUGGAGAAUUCACACAAGCCACGACCAUGGCUUUCAAACUGGAAUCAUACUGUGGGAGCUGUCAACACCAUCUAGGGAUGCUCUUGGAGGAAAUAUGCCUCAAUAAGCAUGGUUACAAAGUAGCCAAGUUCAUCUAUGCCUACAUUGAUGGGCCCAGUUGGAUGCGCCAAUGGGCCGGCAAAAAGAGCAAGGAUACAACUUUGAUUGGCUAUGUAGCAUUCAGUGACAACUGUAAGUCCCAAGAGAUUGGACGUAGGGACAUUGCCGUGGUGUGGCGUGGGACCAAAGCAUUCUCGGAGUGGUUUAAGGACAUUCAAAUCGAUCUCGUUCCCUCUGGAAAUGAUGCUGAUGUGAAGGUGGCAUCAGGAUUCCAUAGCAUCUACACAUCCACGGGUAACUUGUCCAGCUACAACCAGUUAAGUGCAUCAGAACAAGUGAUGGAAGCAGUGAAAGGUCUUGUUAAGUCGUACAAAGAGAAAGUGAAGAGGUGGGCCUCACCAUAA
This is a messenger RNA of Magnolia sinica, 852 nucleotides long. RefSeq names its product phospholipase A1-Igamma1, chloroplastic-like. The transcript has a single exon. The record is from RefSeq and is a predicted model, not a curated record. Gene Ontology annotation, molecular function: glycerophospholipase activity. The coding region runs from base 1 to 852 and encodes 283 amino acids. Lineage: Eukaryota; Viridiplantae; Streptophyta; Magnoliopsida; Magnoliales; Magnoliaceae. Gene Ontology annotation, biological process: lipid metabolic process.